Pseudonaja textilis is the source of this 1247-nucleotide messenger RNA. It is a transcript of the gene ICMT, whose product is annotated as isoprenylcysteine carboxyl methyltransferase. The record is from RefSeq and is a predicted model, not a curated record. Gene Ontology annotation, molecular function: protein C-terminal S-isoprenylcysteine carboxyl O-methyltransferase activity. NCBI's taxonomy places the organism in Eukaryota, Metazoa, Chordata, Lepidosauria, Squamata, Elapidae. Gene Ontology annotation, biological process: C-terminal protein methylation. Gene Ontology annotation, cellular component: membrane; endoplasmic reticulum.
AGCUGAGCGGGCCUCGGGCCGUUCGCCAUGGCCGGCGAGCAGGGGAGGGCCGGACGGUUCCGCGGGGCGGAGGCGCGCACUAGCCUGGCCGCUUUCUUGCUGGGCGGCUCCGUGGUGGCCGCCGUGCCUCUCCUGCUCCGGGCCGGCUUCCAAGGCCGGGCCGCUUUGGCCCUUCACGUCGCCGGCGCCAACGCGACGCUCCUGUUGGCCUGGGGCCGAGCGCCAGGCGGGAUGUACCAGAUCGCGAUCCGGGCCUGUUUCCUGGGCUUUGCGUUCGGAUGCGGCUUGCUGCUCAGCUUCAGGCAGUCUUCCUGGAAACAUUUUGGCUGGUACAUGUGUUCGUUGUCCCUCUUCCAUUACUCAGAAUAUUUGGUCACAGCGGUCAACAACCCCCGUAGCCUGUCUCUGGACUCCUUCCUGCUCAACCACAGCUUUGAGUACAAGAUGGCCGCCCUUUCCUCCUGGGUCGAGUUCACCGUGGAAAAAUUCAUUUUCCCAGAACUGAAGCAGUUGGGCUGGCUGAGCUCCGCUGGGCUGCUGAUGGUCGUGCUGGGCGACUUCCUGCGCAAGGCAGCCAUGCUGACGGCUGGCUCGAAUUUCAACCACAUCGUCCAGAACGAGAAGUCGGCAUCACACCGGCUGGUGACGCAGGGCGUAUACGGCUGGUGCCGGCACCCUUCGUACGUGGGGUGGUUCUCCUGGAGCAUCGGAACUCAGGUGCUUCUCUGCAACCCCGUCUGCCUGAUCGGCUACACCCUGGUUUCCUGGCGUUUUUUCCGCGACCGGGUCGAGGAGGAAGAAAGGGCCCUGAUCCACUUUUUCGGAGAGGAAUAUUUAGCCUAUAAGAGGAAGGUACCCUCUGGACUCCCCUUCAUACGGGGCUUCAGAGUCGGACUUUGAGGCCCGAGUCACCCCGUCACUUAACACGGGCACCGGGGGGCACAGGGGGGGCACAUCCUUCACCAAGCCUGGGGAAAGUCCUCUGAGCACGUGCAGAGGGCUCCAAAAAGUCUAGAGGUUUCUUUUUUUAAAAAAACAACAACCCACCUUUGAUGGAGGAUUUACGGGGCUGCCUAGAGUUCUCCGACAGCCAUAAGUCUAAUUUUCUUUUCUUUUCUUUUUUAAAAAAAGAGAAAAUUUGCCGCUUGGCACUUAUGUGGUGCCCCGAGUUCAAAUUCCCAGCCUGGAUCAAAAGAUUGCGGAGGGAAAAAAAAUUUCCCGCAGACUAUAUUUCCUCCCUCAUCACC